CAAAAAUAGUGUUUGUUUGUAUUUUUUGUCUUAGUGUUGUCUCUCCGCGGUUGAGUGCUGGUUACAGUUGGAGAAUAAGAAGAACCUUUUCAAACACUUUCUUUCAAGCUUUUCAUUGUUUUUAAGAAUUUCAGGAUAUUGUUUUCAGUCUUAGUUCUCAAAUAUGAAUUCAAGAUCAUUAAGGUCAAGCAAGUCAUCUAUAUCAACAUUUUCUGAUGCAUCCGAACACCAGAUGCAUCGUUUACCUCAGACUAAUAGAGUGACAUUUAGAAGGAGUUCCUCAGGUCGCUAUAUCAAUUAUUCUAGAGACGAUCUCGACAGUUUGCUAGGGAGUAGUGAGUCUAUUGACUUUGAAAGUGUGAAUAUCCGUGAGCUAACUUUGGAUCCAUUGAUCUCAAAGAAAGUUGAAGAGCAUUAUGUGUCAAAUUCGCUCUUCACAGGUGGAUUCAACAGUAACACUCGAGCUGUUCUAAUGGAUAAGGUGAUAGAAUCUAAAGCAAACCAUCCACAGAUGGCUGGUGCAAAAGGAUCUUCAUGUGCAGUUCCUGGUUGUGAUUCUAAGGUGAUGAGUGAUGAACGAGGUGCUGAUAUUCUUCCAUGUGAGUGUGAUUUUAAGAUAUGCAGAGAUUGUUAUAAAGAUGCGGUAAAAGUUGGAGGUGGAAUAUGCCCGGGAUGCAAGGAGUCGUAUAAAAACACAGAACUAGAUGAAGCGGCUGUCGAUAACGAACUCCCCCUUCUGAGUCCUCCGCCGAUUGGAAUGUCUAAAAUGGAGAAGAGGUUGUCGAUGAUGAAGUCAUCAAAGUCGGGACUAAUAAGGAGCCAAACCGGAGAUUUUGAUCACAAUAGAUUUCUUUUUGAAACAAAGGGAACCUAUGGCUAUGGCAAUGCUAUAUGGCCAAAGGAAGGAGAUGAUAUUACCUCUGGGCGUAAUGAAUUGAUGAACAAACCAUGGAGACCACUUACACGGAAACUGAAAAUACCAGCUGCUAUUCUGAGCCCGUAUCGUCUCAUCAUUUUUGUUCGUAUGGUUGUAUUGGCACUUUUCCUGACUUGGAGGAUCAAACAUCAAAAUACCGACGCAAUAUGGCUAUGGGGCAUGUCUGUGGUUUGUGAGAUAUGGUUUGCUUUUUCUUGGUUGUUGGAUCAGCUACCUAAACUAUGUCCGGUAAAUCGUUCUACUGAUCUUAAAGUUCUGCAAGAGAAAUUUGAAACACCGACGCCUAACAAUCCUACCGGGAAGUCUGAUCUUCCGGGCAUAGAUAUCUUUGUCUCGACUGCUGAUCCCGAGAAAGAACCACCUCUUGUCACUGCCAACACAAUAUUGUCUAUCUUAGCUGCUGAUUAUCCCGUCGAGAAGCUCUCGUGCUAUGUUUCUGAUGAUGGAGGUGCACUUCUAACUUUUGAAGCAAUGGCUGAAGCUGCUAGUUUUGCUAAUGUAUGGGUUCCCUUUUGCCGCAAACAUGAUAUCGACCUCAGAAAUCCCGAGUCGUACUUCAACUUAAAACAAGACCCUUACAGAAACAAAGUGCGGCCGGAUUUUGUCAGGGAUCGUAGACGGGUGAAGCGUGAGUAUGAUGAAUUCAAGGUUAGGAUCAACAGUUUGCCUGACUCUAUUCGUCGCAGGUCAGAUGCCUUUCAAUCAAGAGAAGAAACCAAGGCCAUGACGGUUCAGAGACAAAACAAUGAAGAUGAAUCUUCAGACAUCGCAAAGCUUCCAAAAGCAACGUGGAUGGCUGACGGUACUCAUUGGCCAGGGACUUGGUUGAAUCCUACAUCUGACCACUCCAGGGGUGACCACGCAGGUAUCAUUCAGGUGAUGUUGAAACCUCCGAGCGAGGAACCUCUUAUUGGAAAAGCCAAAGAUGAUGCAACGCUCAUUGACUCGACUGAUAUCGACAUCCGUCUUCCUCUUCUGGUUUAUGUCUCUCGAGAGAAGCGUCCAGGCUAUGAUCACAACAAAAAAGCAGGAGCCAUGAAUGCCUUAGUUCGAGCCUCGGCUGUAAUGUCUAAUGGUGCAUUUAUUCUCAAUCUUGAUUGUGACCACUAUAUCUACAACACAAAAGCAAUGAGAGAAGGCAUGUGCUUUAUGAUGGACCGUGGAGGUGACCGUAUUUGUUACGUCCAGUUCCCCCAAAGGUUCGAGGGGAUUGAUCCUUCUGAUAGAUAUGCUAAUCAUAAUACUGUUUUCUUUGACAUCAAUAUGCGAGCCCUCGAUGGACUUCAAGGGCCGGUAUAUGUGGGAACUGGGUGCCUUUUCAGACGGAUUGCACUUUAUGGUUUCGAUCCACCCCGGUCUAAAGAGCACCAUCCAGGUUUCUGUUCUUGUUGCUUUGGCCGGAAGAAGAAGGUGUCAAUGUCUAGCAUCCCCGAAGAGAAUCAUGCGCUACGGAUGGGUGAUUCAGAAGAUGAUGAAGAAAUAGCUCUAUAUUUGACUCCAAAGCAGUUCGGAAACUCAAAUUUCCUCAUUGAAUCUAUCCCAGUGGCAGAGUUCCAAGGCCGGCCACUAGCCGAUCACCCUUCUGUGAAAAACGGACGCCCGCCGGGUGCUCUCACCCUACCACGUGACCUUCUUGAUGCAUCAACCGUAGCAGAGGCUGUCAGUGUCAUCUCGUGUUGGUUCGAGGACAAGACUGAAUGGGGACAACGUGUUGGAUGGAUCUAUGGAUCAAUUACCGAGGAUGUGGUCACCGGAUACAGAAUGCACAAUAGGGGAUGGAAAUCAGUUUACUGUGUGACCAAGCGUGACGCUUUCCGUGGAACCGCUCCCAUCAAUCUCACAGACAGGCUGCAUCAGGUCCUUAGAUGGGCUACUGGUUCGGUCGAAAUCUUCUUGUCUAGGAACAACGCCCUUUUCGCUAGCCCGAGAAUGAAACUUCUUCAAAGAUUAGCAUACCUUAAUGUUGGAAUUUAUCCAUUCACAUCCUUUUUUCUAAUAGUCUAUUGCUUCCUUCCUGCACUAUCCCUAUUCUCUGGCCAAUUCAUUGUUCAAACACUCAAUGUAACAUUCCUUUCAUAUCUCCUCGGCAUCACCGUGACAUUGUGCAUGCUUGCCGUGCUCGAGAUAAAGUGGUCAGGCAUUGAGCUUGAAGAAUGGUGGAGAAAUGAACAAUUUUGGUUAAUUGGAGGGACAAGUGCACAUCUAGCUGCUGUGUUUCAAGGUUUGCUCAAAGUCAUAGGAGGGAUCAACACUUCAUUCACAUUGACUACAAAAUCCGGAGGCGAUGACAUAGACGACGAGUUUGCUGAUCUCUAUAUCGUCAAAUGGACGUCCCUUAUGAUACCGCCGAUCACAAUUAUGAUGGUUAACUUGAUAGCUAUAGCAGUUGGAAUUAGCCGGACGAUAUACAGUGUUAUACCGCAAUGGAGCCGAUUACUCGGCGGCGUUUUCUUUAGUUUUUGGGUUUUGGCUCAUCUUUACCCUUUUGCCAAAGGUUUGAUGGGAAGAAGAGGAAGGACACCAACCAUUGUUUAUAUAUGGUCAGGACUCAUAGCAAUCACUAUAUCUUUACUUUGGGUGGCAAUUAAUCCUCCUGCUGGAACUAACCAAAUUGGAGGUUCAUUCCAAUUCCCAUGAUAUAAUAGUUCAUUCUUUUUAUUAGAUCAAUCUUUCACCAAUUCAUUUUUGGUUUAUAGUUAUUUUUUUGUCUCUUUAUUAUUUAACUCAUCAAUGAUAUUAUUCAUUGGACUUCAAUUAUUUAGUGUUGCCUAUUCUUUUGAAUUUUGUUUAGAACUUAAUUGCAGAAAUGAGAUGAUACUCAUUAUCUAUUUUCUUGCAUAAA
Molecule: messenger RNA, 3779 nt
Organism: Cicer arietinum (chickpea)
Lineage: Eukaryota; Viridiplantae; Streptophyta; Magnoliopsida; Fabales; Fabaceae
Product: cellulose synthase-like protein D3
Biological process (GO): cellulose biosynthetic process
Cellular component (GO): membrane
Molecular function (GO): cellulose synthase (UDP-forming) activity
Source: RefSeq, a predicted model, not a curated record